GUGAUGGAUCCUGAGGCCCCGUCCCCUCUGCAGCGUUUCGUUGUGGCGAAGCGAUCCAUCAACUCCAUCUUGGAUCAGCUGCUGGCCUUCGUGAAGGACGGGUCAGCCUUCAUGGACGAGGUGUGGCGGAGCCCAGACCUGGGUCCCGAGGCCCUAGAGGAGCAGAGUCUGGAGCUGCAGCGCUGUGCGUCCACACUGUCCACCAUCAGGGAGGUUCUGCUCAGGAGACACAUGAAGGUGGCCUUCUUCGGCAGGACCAGCAACGGCAAAAGCACCGUGAUCAAUGCCAUGCUCAGAGACCGGGUUCUGCCCAGCGGCAUCGGCCACACCACCAACUGCUUUCUGAGUGUGGAGGGAACGGAGGGCGAUGAGGCGUACCUGACCACCGAGCUGUCCAACGAGAGGCGGAGCGUGUCUACGGUGAACCAGCUGGCUCACGCACUCCACAUGGACCCGACACUGGACUCUGGGAGUCUGGUCCAAGUGUUCUGGCCUAAGAGUCGCUGCGCUCUGCUGAGAAACGAGCUGGUGCUCAUGGACAGCCCAGGCACGGACGUCACCCUGGAGUUGGACAGUUGGAUCGAUAAGUUCUGUUUGGACGCAGACGUCUUUGUUCUGGUUGGGAACGCUGAGUCAACACUGAUGAAUACGGAGAAACUUUUCUUUCACAAAGUCAGUGAGCGAAUCUCCAAACCCAACAUCUUCAUCCUACACAACCGCUGGGAUGCCUCGGUGACGGAGCCGGACUACAUCCUCCAGGUGAGGAAGCAGCACCUGGACCGCUGCGUAAGCUUCCUGUCUGAGGAGCUGAGAGUGGUCGGGCCAGAUGAGGCAGAGGGCAGGAUAUUCUUCAUCUCAGCCAAAGAGGUUCUGACCUCCAGGAUGCAGCGAGCGCAGGGCAUGCCUGAGACAGGUGGUGCUCUGGCUGAAGGGUUCCAUGAGAGGCUGGCUGAGUUCCAGAGGUUUGAGAGGACAUUUGAGGAGUUCAUCUCUCAGUCGGCGAUCCGGACCAAGUUUGAGCAGCACACAGUGAGGGCGUGGCAGAUCACUGAGACCAUCAAAGCCAUCAUGGACACCGUCAACAUCGCCUCAGCAGACAGGAAGAUCUGCUGCCUGGAGGAGCGUGAGGAGCAGCGAGACCGACUGGACUUUGUCCGAGGACAGAUGAACCAUCUGAGCGACAGCAUCAAAGAUAGGAUCAGAACUCUCACUGAUGAUGUCACUGCUAAGGUGACUUCUGUGCUGUCGGAUCAGAUUCACUCCCUCACAGUUCUGGUAGAGGAAUUUAAAGCCGACUUUGAUCCAACUUCAGAGACUCUGGAGCUCUACAAAAUGAAACUUGUGCAACACGUGGAGGAAAGACUGGUCAGCUGUUUGACUCACUGCUGCUCCAUCAGCAUCCUCCAAGAUGUCAGCGAGGUCCAGAGGCACAUGAUUGACAGUGUCCGUCCUCUCCUGUCUUUGUCCGUCCAGCAGCAGCUCUCUCCCUCUUCAUCCUUUGAGAUGACCUAUGACCUUAGCCUCAACACUGUCUGUGCAGACUUCAAGGAGAACAUUGACUUCCAGUUUUCUCUGGGCUGGACCGCCCUCGUGACCCGCUUCAUUGGAGUCACUAACGCCCACCGGGCGCUGAGCGGCAAGCACGGACUUAAAGUGAAUAAAGAGAUGCUUCUGUCUCCUCAGGACAAAUCCACCUUCAAGGAUGAGAUGGUGGUUUCCAUAGCAACACAUCUGGUCUCUUUCACUUCAAGGGCAUCCAUCACUGUGCUGGUGAUUGGUGGAGUGGUGUGGCGUUCAGUGGGUUGGCGUAUCGUCGCCCUCUCUGCCUCCCUGUACACACUCCUCUACCUGUAUGAGAGACUCACCUGGACCGACGCCAGCAGGGAACGCACACUGAAGCAGCAGUUUGUGGAGCACACUGCCCAACGCCUGAGGACCAUCAUCCCCAUCACAGGCUCCGCCUGCAGCCAACAGGUGUUCAGGGAGCUGUCGUCUACCUUCAGCCGGCUGACUCAGAGGAUGGACCUGAGUGAAGCAGAACUGGAGGGAACCAUUCGGCAGUUGAGCUUUAGGAUUCAAAAACUGGAGAACAUCCAGAAGAAGUCCAAGAACUUCAGGAACCGAGCCAUGGAGCUGGAGGCUCAGCUGGAGGUCUUUUCUGCUCAGUACCUGCAGGAAAACUGA
Nematolebias whitei (Rio pearlfish) is the source of this 2184-nucleotide messenger RNA. RefSeq names its product mitofusin-1-like. Gene Ontology annotation, biological process: mitochondrion localization; mitochondrial fusion. Gene Ontology annotation, molecular function: GTPase activity; GTP binding. Bases 4 to 2184 code for a protein of 726 amino acids. Gene Ontology annotation, cellular component: mitochondrial outer membrane. Lineage: Eukaryota; Metazoa; Chordata; Actinopteri; Cyprinodontiformes; Rivulidae. The record is from RefSeq and is a predicted model, not a curated record. The transcript is spliced from 17 exons.